Messenger RNA from Camellia sinensis, 1270 nucleotides. RefSeq names its product transcription factor KUA1. Gene Ontology annotation, biological process: response to gibberellin; response to ethylene. NCBI's taxonomy places the organism in Eukaryota, Viridiplantae, Streptophyta, Magnoliopsida, Ericales, Theaceae. Gene Ontology annotation, molecular function: DNA binding; zinc ion binding. The record is from RefSeq and is a predicted model, not a curated record.
AUUAUAUAUACCACCAUACACAUACAAGUGAUUGGUGCUUUUCUCUCUGUCUCUCUCUCUCUCUCUCUCUCUCUCUGUAAGUUUUCAUUGUUUUGUGGGUGGUGGUUGUGAAUUAGGAGACUGAAAUUGGUCAGGUUGAAAAUGGGAAGGAAAUGCUCACAUUGCGGGAACAUUGGUCAUAACUCAAGGACUUGCACUAAUACCAUUCACAAAGGGAUGAGUCUUGUUGGUGGGCUGAGGCUCUUUGGGGUCCAACUACUUCACACUUCUUCGUCUUCUUCUUCUAUUGCCAUCAAGAAGAGUUUCAGCACGGAUUGCUUGUCACCUUCUUCUUCUACAUCUUCACAGGUUUCCAUGGAUGAAAACACUAAUGAUCGUAAGAUACCUAAUGGGUAUCUCUCCGAUGGCCUUAUCAGCCGAUCUCAGGAAAGGAAAAAAGGUGUGCCAUGGACUGAAGAGGAGCACCGGAUAUUCUUAGUUGGGCUUGAAAAGCUCGGCAAGGGAGACUGGAGAGGCAUCUCCAAGAAGUUUGUGACAACAAGAACUCCGACCCAAGUUGCCAGUCAUGCCCAGAAGUAUUUUCUUAGGCAAAACUCUCUCAACAAGAAGAAACGCCGUCCCAGUCUCUUCGACGUGCAGGUGGGAAAGGACAAACUGGUUGUCGCUAACACUUCCAUGCCCCAUGAAGCUUCAAUCUCAUGGGGUUUAGGGCAGACAAAUGGUUCUAUCAAAGGUUUUGAUCAUUCCUCAAGAGAACAAGUUUUCAAAGCCAGCCAACCUUCCAUGCCUGUAUGGGUAUAUGGGUCAUUUCAAACAAAGUCUAUUACAGCUUCCAAUUUAACAAAGUCCACUGUUCAAAAUGCAGCACCUGAUCUAGAGCUCACACUUGCAGCUACAAGGCCACUGAACCCAUCAGUAUGGUCUACAAAAAUAACCUUGCGAAGUUCAUGCUAAUCAAUGGACAAACACUAUAUAUAACUAUACAUAAUAUAAUGAGAAUGUAUACAUAUCUGUGUAUACCGUCUGAUCACUAUAAUUUUAAAUAACAGUAUUGGGAUAAGUGACGGUAUCGGUCUCAACAUGGAGUGGCCCCUCUUGAUAUGCUGAAAUUACAGUUAAAAAAGGGCUCAGUAUAUGUGAAUUGUAUGGUUUCAUUAUAAUGGGAUAAAUACUGAGGCUUAUGCUCUGUUCAUCAAGAAAAAAACCAGACAUUUGUAAGAAAUGAGUCAUGUUAUAUAUAUAUAUAUAUAAGGAACUUUAUUCUAGCAAG